AUGUCGUCGUCGAUAGCGAUACCCAAGCGCAAGCAGCCCGCCUCUGGUAGCUCUGGCUUUGCUUCUGCGUCGUCGUCUUCGUCGUCUCCCUAUCCCAGCUGGGCCAACAACGCUGCCUCUCCUUCCUUCUCACCCUCAUCGCUGGCCUCGACGUCUGCUUCUCCGUCUUCGGCUUCGACUCCAUCCGCCAUGGCCCGCUAUGCCGAGAGAAGACCAUCACUGCUUGGCUUCGACUGGAACCAGGGUACGUCAAGCUUAUUCAUCCAUCAUAUCUCCUGCCAUGCAUCUAACGCUGAUCACANNGACAUCUUCCUUCCUUCCUACCUCGACUACGACUCGUCAGACCUCGAGCACAGACCCGACCCUGUCCAGGAAAUCAUCCUCACAGACGAGGAGGCCGCCGCCAUUCUUCCCAAGUAG
Molecule: messenger RNA, 420 nt
Organism: Aureobasidium vineae
Lineage: Eukaryota; Fungi; Ascomycota; Dothideomycetes; Dothideales; Saccotheciaceae
Source: the annotation of a GenBank genome assembly